This is a messenger RNA of Helobdella robusta, 4119 nucleotides long. RefSeq lists its product as hypothetical. NCBI's taxonomy places the organism in Eukaryota, Metazoa, Annelida, Clitellata, Rhynchobdellida, Glossiphoniidae. The transcript is spliced from 5 exons. Bases 1 to 4119 code for a protein of 1372 amino acids. The record is from RefSeq and is a predicted model, not a curated record.
AUGGCAUCAACGGCCAGAUCAUCAUCAUCAUCAGUGGCAGCAGCGUCUUCAACUCCGAAACGAGUUUGCGAUAUAAACGAGAAAUGCUUCUCAUCGCCGACCCCAACUAGAAAUAAUUCAAAAAAAUUCAUUUUCAACAAUUUUAACAGGAAAUUUUUCAACAACAACAACAACAAAACACCCAACAUAAACAACGUCAGAAACAGUGCAGAUAACCUGCUAACACAGACAGAUAACGACAACAAUUCCUACUACAACAGGUCGAAGCAACUAGUUAACAUAUACACGACCAACUCUUGUAAUGAUCUGUGCAACAUUAUUAACGAGGACACUUUUAAUUUCAGUAAAAAAUACAGAAAAAACAACAUUAAUUCUUUUAACAACGACAACAGCGGCUACAACAACAACAUCAGUUACAACAACAACAACUACAACAACUACAACAACUACAACCACAACUACAACAACAACUACAACAAAACUAAAUUUAGGUCAGAAAAACAAAAUAAAAAUAGCAUUAUUAGCGAUAUCUUUAACUUGAACAAUUUUGACAAAUCAUACAACAGUUACAACAACAACUACAACAACAACAUCAACAACAACAACUACUACUACAACAACAACAACAACAAUAAUAAUAAUAAUAAGCUAGAAAUUUUUCAAAUAGUUAGACUUAAUAGCAAGGAUUUCCAUAUUACAGAUUUUGACUGCUUAAAUUUCAAUAAAUCCAUAAACAACAUAAACAGCAGCAGCAACAACAACAACAACAACAUCAACAACAUCAGCAGCAGCAGCAAAAACAACAACAACAUCAUCAACAAUAACAACAACUUCGUCAGUCUAGAAAAAAAUUAUAAUGGUUUGGAUGAGGACAUAAAUAGGAGUAACAACAACAACAACAACAACAACAACAACAACAAUAAUAAUAAUAACGAUGACGUCAACAACUUCACUAGUAACAACAACAACAACGACAACAACAACAACAACAACGAAAUUAUCGCAAAUAAUAAUAACUUAAAAAUCGAAAGCGGAAUCGACAACAACAAUGAACUCAACAACAACGUCGACAACAUUAAAAUUGAUGACGUCAUUGAUGACAACAACAACAACAUUAAAAUUAACGACGUUAUUGAUGACAACAACAGCAACAACAGCACCAUAUACAACAACAACAACAUUAAGACAACAUCAUCUGCAACAAAACCUUACACUAAAAUUACCAAAAGCGUUAGCUUUAAGUUAGAUCCAAACGAAGAUAGCUUCAACAACAACAACAACAACAACAGCAACAACAACAACAAUAAUAAUAGUAAUAACAUUAACAACAGCAAACACAAUUUUAAACAACUUGUCGAAAAUUACAUUAAUGAUGUCAUAAAUUUAAAAUUCACUGAUUUAACCAUUGACGAAAAAUUCGAUACCAAUACAAACAAGAAUAUAAACAAAUGCGUAAGCAAAGAUCUAAACAAAAAUGUAAACAAAGAUACAAACAAAGAUGUAAAUAAAACAAUAAACAAAAAUGUAAGCAAAGAUUCAAACAAAGAUGUAAAUAAAACAGUAAACAAAAAUGCAAGCAAAGAUACAAACAAAGAUGUAAACAAAAAUAAAAAUAUAAACGACAAAAAGAACAGCAACGGUGACGUCAUAUCUAGCAAAACAUCUUCGCUAGUAAACAUAAACAUUAAGAAAUUUACCGGCUCUCACAGACUCUCUGGUAAAGCCAUACCACCAUGUGAGCCCAUUUACAAUGCUUAUAACGAUUUUGCUAUAAGUAGCUACAAAGCAUUUCGAUUUCGUAAUAAUAAUAACGAUAAUAAUAACGAUAAAAUUAACAGAAAUAACACCAUAAUUAUAACCGGAGAUGUUAUAGAUGAUAAAGAUAACUUGAAGAACAAGUUAAAAGACAUUAUCAGACAUUACCAUUUCGUCAACAAACACGUCAACAAAAAAUUUAAGAAAAACAGCAACAGCAGCAACUACAACAACAGCAGCAACUACAACAACAGCAGCAACAACAAAAUGAAACGGAGACGGCAAACGUACACUGUGUAUUUGUGUAAAGUUGUCGAAAAGACAAUUGAAGAAACUUGCAAUAUCACGUCAACUAACAACAACUGCAACAAUAGCAACAACAACAUCAACAACAACAACAACAAAACAACGGUCGUCAUCAGUGGCAGCAAUAUUGACGCAAUGACCUCAACUACUCUUGCCACCACAAAGGACAACGACAGCAGCCACAACAUCGAAUCGACCAACAACAUCGAAUUGACCAACAUAAACAACAACAACAACAACAACAUUGAAUACUACGAUGUCGGCAACAACAACAGCAACAUUGCAAAAACCACCACCUUCACCGGUACCAACAACAAAAUCAACAACAUUACUACAAAAAGCAGCAGCAACAGCAGUAGCCACAACAACUACAAAGACGUCGCAGUGUCAACAAGUGUCAUCCAAACUUGGGACCAGCCGCAGGACGACAUUGACAUUAACUUUCCAUACUUGUCUGAAGUUUGGACUGUCAACAGACACCAGCAAAAGCAGCAAUACAGAAACUAUCUCCAACUACUGCAACAACAAAAUAUAGCAUACAAUAAAAAAAGAUCGCUCUAUUCAAUUAAUCGCUCUGGUAAGAACAAAUGCCUACCAAUUCAUGUCCAUAGCAAAAAGAUGGAAGUUAAAAGUUCAUUUUGGAGCCGGUACUUGAAAAGGUACUUGAAGAAGGUUCCAGAUCAGGUUGAAGGUCAACCGGAAAUAGACGCCGAGCAUCAAAUGGGUGAUCAGCCUGCCAACGUCCACCACAGAAGCAGUAGCCGGAAUGAUGGAGAAGGAAAAAAUGAGGUCUUGAAAAGUUGGGAUGACCUAGUUGAGGGUGAUCAGAAGGUCAAAGAUGGUAAUCAGAAGGUCAAGGAUGGUGAUCGGGAGGUCAAGGGUGGUGAAAGGUCAGAGGUCAUUCAGAAAGAUAGGAAAGAAUUGACGUCACCAGAGCAACAACAAUCGCCGCAACUGCAACAACAGCAAAGACAUGAUUUCAAGAACCAACGCCAGCAACAUCAUCUCAGUGAAUAUUUGCGACAGACAGGUGAACAAAAUCAACCGUCCCAGCAACAACCACAGCAGCUGCCAUAUCAGAAGCAUUCAUCGAAGAGACAACAGACGAUACAACAGAUCCAACAUCAACUCUAUUUAAACUUCCAUCAUCAACAUCAACAACAUCAUCAACAUAUCUGUAAGCAUCAGCUGCCAAGCAAACAACAAACACAUCUAGAACAAAAACAAAAUGGCGCCGAGCAAAAGCAACAAAAACAUUUGAAUCAACAACAAAAACAUUCGGAUCAACAACAAAAACAUUUGGAUCAACAACAAAACAUGACACAACAACCACAACAACCGCAACAACAACAACACAAAAAACACAUAGUCGCAGAGCACAUACAAGCACUUCAACAGACUUUUAAACAGACCAGCAACAAAGCCGAGGGCAACAAUCACCAUCAUCAACUUCAACAAAACACAGUUCAAAACGACCAAAAAAUCUCCAAACUCCAACUUGAUCUAACUAGCGGUAACAAUCCGGAUAAUCUCACCGCCCCACUAUCUACAUCGGCCGACGACCGCCCUUCUAAGAGUGCCAGGGUCAGAUCAAACAGCCUCGGAAGCAUCCUAGACACCCACGAGAAAAAUAUUAACAAAGUCUCCACAUCAACUUCCACCGAUGGUGACAAAAGCGUUCUGGGACAUGGAAAAAUCCUGAAAACAUUCUAUCCAUUCAAAGUCCAAGACACUGAAAAUAACAACAAAGUAAAGGCCCUACAGAAUUGUUUCUCAAGCGGAUAUCGAGGAGAUGCUGAAAUUGGCAGCAGCCUAACUUCCAGAAAGGCAAAUAACGUUCCGGAACCGCCCACUUCAAAAGAAGGGGGUGACAAGACUGAGGUCGAGGGGGUGGAAAUUUUGAAUGGAAAGAAAAAAGGGCCCCCAGCCAAUGGUACUGCCAUUUUGAGCAACCUUGCUAGGUCAUGGUUUGGUGCUAACAACGGUAUGGCAGGUAUGACGCUGAUGGUAUUUCUCUUUCUAAUCGUCUUCCUCAUCUUCAAAUGUGCCGGAUAUUAA